AUGGAUAAAAAGCGACAGAGUAAGAAGAUCAUCUACAAAAAGAACGACGUGCUAAAUUUUGGCGAAAGCGGAGGAGGGGAGGAGAGGGUUUGGAAAUUUGGCGAGUACGGCGAGUAUAGCGAUGAAGGGGGAGGAGAAUUGGCGAAGAGGAAGAAAAAGCACUUACCAUACGCUCGUCGGAAGAUCCUUUCCAUACAAAUGAGGUUAAUUGCCAUUCUUUCUUUGAACUCAUUGAGCAAUUUGAGGUCUAGGCGUAGUCCGAAAGAGGAAAAAUUGAAGUGA
Molecule: messenger RNA, 282 nt
Organism: Sclerotinia sclerotiorum 1980 UF-70
Lineage: Eukaryota; Fungi; Ascomycota; Leotiomycetes; Helotiales; Sclerotiniaceae
Exons: 2
Coding region: 1-282 (93 amino acids)
Source: RefSeq, a predicted model, not a curated record